Coprinopsis cinerea okayama7#130 is the source of this 492-nucleotide messenger RNA. RefSeq lists its product as hypothetical. The coding region runs from base 1 to 492 and encodes 163 amino acids. NCBI's taxonomy places the organism in Eukaryota, Fungi, Basidiomycota, Agaricomycetes, Agaricales, Psathyrellaceae. The record is from RefSeq and is a predicted model, not a curated record. The transcript is spliced from 3 exons.
AUGCGGCUCUUCAAACAUUCUCUUACCCUCUUUGCUGCCUUUGCCUCUGCCUUGACCGGCGUAUUGUCUCUCCCUCAAGACAAGAGCGAUGUCGACAUCGUUGCCUUUCUGAGGGCACAGAAGGUCCCAGAGGUAGUGCCCGGCCCCGGCCUGCCUAGCUUGGAAUCCCUCAACAUCACCUCUGCCGAUCUCUACGAAAAGACGAUCGGACGCAUGGUUACUCUGCAUUCCACGAGUCCCAACGAGGAAUCAAGCCUGACGAAGAGAUACAACCCUACGUGCGAUUGGAUUGAAAUUAGCGCGCUUGAUGCAUGGAAUUGCUACUAUUACCUCGAAUACCUUGAUACCACCCCAUGUGUGGUUCCGCCCUAUGGUACUAGGUUCUGCCACACGACCGCAGGUUACAAUGAUGUAGCCUGGUAUGGGAGUACAAACGCUAAUUUGAUCCUCUGUGAAGCCGCGAAGUUGCCUGGGGAGGAAUUUGGGUCCUAA